CCAACAUUGCUCUCUUAUUCCGGACUUGUUAUUUUCUUGUUGUUUCCUCUGCGCGUACUACUCUUGAUCUCCACUCUGUGCUUACCGCUUACCUACCGUGGAGCAUGUAUCGAAAUAGUUCUACAGCGCCUUGAUCGUUGCCGCAAACAGUAAUCAACGCCCCAUCCAACUGUCAUUUCUUCAUCAUUCCUCUGCUGUCACGGGAUUGCGGCGCCCCUCAGCCUACUCAUCCAAGCUUUGACCUUAGUUCAUUAUGGCAUCUAAAAUCGGAUCCCACUUGGCCACUUGUUCCAAUCCACUGCCUCCCAAUACAGCCUCCGGAAAAGAUUCUAUAGCACCACCCGGGUUAAAAGUAGCAGGCCUUUCGACCGAUGCAUCUAAACAAAAACCGAAACGGAGGAGUCUGAACAUUUUUCCACGUCGAGGUAGCUAUAACGACAGCGAUCACAACACAACACCAACAAGAUCCCUUACAAUGAACCAGUCAGGCCCCAAAUUGAAAAGAUGGAGGCUUGGGAGGAAGAGCACCGACGACCACUACUCAAAUAACCAAAGGAGUUCAGGUUCCAAGGAGACCAUCAUACACGCUGUACCGACCAGUGAUGUUCCAUCAAGGCCUACCAGGACGCCUUACCAGUCUGUAGAAAGACUACCUCUACCGGCACCCGACACCGAACACAAACCUCUCCCUCCUGUACCAAUCACCCACUCACCAUCCCCUUCGCCGGGCCUCAGGACGUUCUACCAAACCGGAUCAGUCAACUCAUCAUCGGUUUCAUUGACUCACGUUGAUCAGUCCAGGAUGUCUAUCAGUCGGAAAGCUAGAAGGAAGGAGGAGGUCAUCGGCGUAUACAAGAACGGGAAGGUCAAGUGGAAUUCAGAGCCACAUAUACCUUUCGUGCAGCGGCCACAGGAUGCUUUCGAGAGGAGACCCGAUGGUCAUCACACCUGGUCACAUCCCUCAUCACCGGCAUCGAAGAGAUCGAGCCGUCCCAAAAUCCAAGUAAUCAUCCCAAGUGACCAGAGGCAACAACAAUUCCCAUGUCUGUAUCAUACAAAGGCACCGAUUCAAUCUGCGAAAGCUGAGUUCUUGCACUCUUCGGGAUCUGGACGCACCAUGCCAGUGCCAUUCGAGUCCGAGUCGGUGCCACCUGUUCCACCCAUGCCUCAGAGCAGAUCUGUCAGGCCAUCCACUCAAACGUCAGUGUACUUGGAGAAGAUGGAACACGUAUUGAAACCAAAUCACCAAAGAUCAGAAAGUCGACCAUCGGACUGCUCGGACUCCUCGUCCAAUGCGAGCCAUUCCUCAGUCUAUAGUAGUCAGUCUUCUAUGACAAGUAUUGAGGAUGAGGAGACCAAGGCCGUGUGGACACCACCAAACGAUAUGCUGAUCAGUCUUCACGAGAGACCUGAUAGUAUAGGAGGUUUCUCCAUCCAGUCACCUGUAGGCGCAGGCAUUUUCGACCAGACAAACACCGAAUCGGGGUAUGACGCAGUAAAGCCCAAGCGACCAGCCAGCCCAAAUAGGCAAGUACAAGUGGCAGUGCCUUCACUUCGGCUUGUCUCGCAGCAGGUGCAGGGAAAGCCAUCGAUGAAAUCGCUGCGUCAACCUUCUGGCAUAAUACGUCGCUCAUCCUCCAGGAGCACGAACACGAAUAGUAAACGAUUGUCCUCGUCAGCUGUGCGUCUAGACCUUAUUGGCGCCAUCUUCAACCAUGAAAGGCUGUGUGCUCCCAGUCCAACCUUGAGCGAGGCUGCCCAUGACCUUAGGGAACACCUCUCUUCCAUCACCGACUCUUCUCCAUUCCAGUGGGACGAGUGGAUUGCUUCGUACGAAGGACGGACCUGUAUCGAUGACGAGCAAUCUCCUGUGCGCCUUUCGACCACCGUCGAGGAAGACGAAGACGAAGAGCCGUCCGCGUCACCAGGUCCCCCACCUGCAUUGCCUAAACGCUCCUCUAAGCGACUAACUGUCGCCUCACCUCAUAAGUCGACCAGUAAUGCUGACCCCGAAACAUCGAAUUCCGCAGAACGUACAAACAGUUCUUCUCCAUACUCCUCGUCAUCUUCUGGAUCUCCUAAAUCUCGCUGUUCUCAAACGAGCAGAAAGAGUCUGGCUCUGCGUCUGCGUAUUCCCUGUAACAAGUCACCCAUGCCUCAAGAGAUCAGACCACUACCACCUGCCACGGUCGACGCGGUUCAAGAUGAUGGUACGGCAGAGGAGGCCCGCUUACAGCGUGAACGUGAUAUUUCAGCUGAACAGGCUGAAGCUGUGAUCCUACGAAUUUUCGAGUCUCUUAAUAGUAUCAAGGACCUCUAUGCAACAGCUGCCCUGAACCAGGGGUUUCGCCGGAUAUUCAAAGACCAUGAAAUGCACCUUCUACGGACCGUCCUGAAGAACUCGUCGCCGCCAGCUUGGGAGCACAGGGAGUUAUGCCCACCUCCACGACUUGAUUCUGAUAGUGCUGUUCCAGUACCAGAGCAUACUCCUCAAUCUUACCUAAGGGGCCAUCGCUCUGAUUACCACACCGUCUCUGCUCUCAAAGCAUCAAUCUUAGAACGCUGCCAGUCCUUUCUGCGUCCUGCAACCGUGAGCGCAUUGAAAAGCAAGGUCGCAACAGAGUCAUCUGAUGUUGACGAUGCCCUUUGGCGUCUCUGGACAUUCUGCAAGAUCUUCGGUUCUGAUAAAGGCCGUGAAGAAGAUGUCGCUGCUCAGAUGGAUUGGCUUGAUGGAGGUAUCGUCUUCCACCAGAAGACCUGUGACGCUACCUUGACUGCGAACGCUUUUGAUGUCGGUGGUGUACUUGGUAAUGCCCCUGACACCUUUGCCAUGGGUAAUGUUGGCGGCCUAUCAGCCGAGCAACUACUUGAUAUGACUGAAAUGUGGAAUUGUCUGUCAGUCCUUCUGCAAGGCAUACUUGGUCACACUGAAGAGGCACAUCAGCACGGUAUUUAUGACAGCACCGGCGUACGCGAAGGCGAUGUUGAUGGAGAGGAGCACAUGCUCGAGGAAUGGCAAUAUUACCUCCUGACCCUUGGGCUUGACACCAUUCUAGAAGUUGGCACAACGAAGCCUGACUCCUUGUUCGCCAUCGCAUCUAUGAAAGGAUGGACAACUUGGUCCCCACCUGCGAACGGUGGAAGUAGAGCAACAUUCAUAAAAGAGGCACUCGCCCGCACAUACGAGAAGCGGAUCACCACCGUUGUCCCUGCCGUCCAACAAGAAGCUAAAGAGCAAAAAAAAGAAGCCCACAAAGCGCACAUCGCAAACCUACAGAGCGAGAUUCGACAUCGCAAGCAAUUAGGCGACACGCGCCAGGUCACAAUGAGCAUGGAGCGCCCCAUGUCCGAAUGGGAGAGCAUGGUUGACCACCUCAUAGCACAGAGUCCCUCCAUCAUGGACUCACCAACACUGGGUCGAAACAUCCCCCCGGUUCCCUCUCUUCCAUUCAAAUUCGACAAAGCAGCCAAGCGGGCCUCCAAAGCCGCUGCCCAUCCUCUCAAGCAAGUUAACAAGCCAUCAUAUCCAGCUCUGUCCUCGGUUACACCCCAACCACCCAAAGACAACCUCUUCCACCAACAGCUGCCUUUUCGUCAAUCUAAUUCAACACCGGUGACCCAAACAUCCCGCGGGCAAAUCCAUAGCCACCCCGUUAUGACCAAUGGCGCCGCAAGAUCCUCGACAAGCUUCUCCCGCCCGUUGAGUACUCGCCCGGAUCUUCCCGUCCUUCAAAUCCAUACCGACCACAACCCCCUUCGUCGACCAACGAUGCAAAAACGCGUUUCCAACCAACAUCCUCUGCAGCGCGAUAUUGCAAGCAGAGACCCAGCCACGAACACAGCCGAUAAGGCAAUUUAUCGGAUCGUGGAGAUGGGAUUCACAGCAGAGCAGGCAAAACAUGCGUUGAAGGUGACGGAUAUGGGAGAUGGGUUGCGGAUCGAUCGCGCGGUAGAGUUGUUGCUAAGAGAGAGUAAGUGACGAUGCCGACUUAAGAAUGAGGGUGUGCCCAGGAGAGGGCGAGAUGUAAUAUUGUGUGCCCAGUUGUCUUCUCAGCGGUUUGGUUUCGGCGUCCAGGGCUUGACCACGAUAUAUCCCUUCUUUUGACUUGAUAUUGUGCCAUCUCCUAUGUUCGAGAGCGGAGAUACCCGUGCUACCAGUCGUAGUCUUUCAUAAUUUUUUGAUUUGUUUUAGGAAUGAACAGAAAUGUGAAUACACAACGCAUCGAUGCUACAAACACUCUGCUUAAGAUGCCCAUGAGAUUAUAACCAGAUAUAGUUUGUUGGUCGAAGUUUAAAGAG
Molecule: messenger RNA, 4299 nt
Organism: Pseudovirgaria hyperparasitica
Lineage: Eukaryota; Fungi; Ascomycota; Dothideomycetes; Acrospermales; Acrospermaceae
Exons: 1
Coding region: 254-3979 (1241 amino acids)
Molecular function (GO): protein binding
Source: RefSeq, a predicted model, not a curated record